This is a messenger RNA of Fusarium sp. VM40, 540 nucleotides long. The record is from the annotation of a GenBank genome assembly. NCBI's taxonomy places the organism in Eukaryota, Fungi, Ascomycota, Sordariomycetes, Hypocreales, Nectriaceae.
AUGUCUAACCAAGUUCCCUACCCCUACAACACCGAACUCUAUGUCCCUAUAGACAAGCUGAGCCGCACUCCAAGCGGACGAGUUUACGACCCUGCUGGAGGUCCUCUUCGUAAGAGAGCCAAAGCUUCCGGGAGCUCUAAAUCUCGAAAGUCUCGGGGCGAGAGCAGCCGCAGCCAAGAAGCCCCAACCCAAGAAGACCAGACCGUUGGGCAAUCACCCCGUCAAUUUCACCCCAGGGUCAACGACAACUUCAUCGCGAACGUGAGACGUGUGCUAGGCGAGGACUAUGUCAGCCUCUGGAACAGCUUGGAGGAGAUGAUAGCGCACAUGGUGGAUGAUUUCACAACUAGAGGCGGUCGAGUCCAUCUGGGCCGAGCCUGGACUCCGGAAGAGCUCGAAAAGUCUGCUAGGUUGCAGGUCUGGCAGGUGCCCGAUGAAGUCGUCGAGAACAUACUCGGCUGGCCGCACCAACGUCUGACUGAGGAACAGAAGCAGCUGGCCCAAGCCUAUAUCCGGGAUGAGAUGGCUCGUUUGAUGUAA